Molecule: messenger RNA, 1692 nt
Organism: Apiotrichum porosum
Lineage: Eukaryota; Fungi; Basidiomycota; Tremellomycetes; Trichosporonales; Trichosporonaceae
Exons: 5
Coding region: 1-1692 (563 amino acids)
Biological process (GO): transmembrane transport; carbohydrate transport
Cellular component (GO): membrane
Molecular function (GO): carbohydrate:proton symporter activity
Source: RefSeq, a predicted model, not a curated record
AUGCCAGACGACGAAAAAUCCAGCGUGGAUGAAGAAGCAGUCGACCUAAAGAAGUACCACAUCCCAGAAGGUGCAGACCCGAUGUACACCCUCACCCAUCUGCCGAAUCACACUGAGAAAUGGUGGUUCCGGGACCCUGGUAUGCGCCGCCUGUCCCUUGGCAUCUUUGUUGGCUUCUGCACCAGUAUUAUUGCCGGAUACGACAGCGCCCUCAUGUCGGGCCUCUUGGCCAACGACCGCUUCAUGGACGACCUCGGGAACCCCAGUCCGUCCAUUCUGGGCACCUUGGUCGCUUCCCAGUCCAUCGGCUCGCUGCCUGGUCUCCUCCCAGCAGUGUACGUCUCGGACAAGCUGGGCCGUAGGAAGGGUAUGGCGUUUGGCUACAUUAUCCUGAUGGGCGGUGCCAUGACGCUCGCAUUCACCCAGGGUCCAUGGACGUUCUUUGCUGGCCGGUUCGUCAUUGGCAUGGGCCUCGGCUGGAACACGGUCUGUGGCGGCCCCUACACCGCCGAGAUUGCGCACCCGCGCAACCGUGCGGUGACCACGGCACUCAUCAUGAGCUGUUUCUACGUCGGCAGCAUCGCGGCCGUGUGGGUCGUGUUUGGGUGUUUGCAGAUUGUGGGCGAUUCAGAUUGGGCAUGGCGGGCGCCAUUGGCCUCCCAGUGCUGUCUGCCCAUCAUCGUGCUCGCGUGCCUGCCCUGGAUCCCAGAGUCGCCUCGCUGGCUCAUCCGCCACGGCCACGAUCGCGAGGCACACGACAUGCUGGCCAAGUACCACGCCAAUGGAGACUGGCACGACCCCCUGGUUGUCUACGAGAUGGAAGAUAUCAAGACGGCCAUCGCGAUCGAGCACCUCGGCGACCACACGACGUGGAGCACAUUUGUCAAGACGAAGGGGAACCGUUGGCGCUUGGGGAUCAUCCUCACCGCGGGUAUCUGUUCCCAGUGGGUCGGCAAUGGUAUGUUUUCAGCGGUAAAUGAAGUCACAAUUGCCAUCCUGGAGACCGUCGGCGUCAACCAGUCCAGUUAUCAACUCUUGUUCAAGGCCGGUCUCAAAACCUGGGGAUGGUUCUCGUCGGUUGCCGGUUCCCUCGUGUGCGAGCACUUUGGCCGUCGCAAGAUGUGGCUCACAUCAGCCAUUGGCCAGUUGAUUGCGUACGCUGUCAUCACAGGUUGCUCGGCGCUGUACACCCAAGGCAAUGACAGAGCAGGACCCGCAGUGCUCACGUUCAUCUUCGUCUACCUUUCGUUCUUUGCCCUCGCCUUUAGCGGUCUCACCCUGGCGUAUCCCAUCGAAAUCCUUCCAUACAGCAUGCGUAGCAAGGGCGUGUCCAUCCUCCUCAGCGCUUCGCUCUUUGCCAACUGCCUCAACGUCUACAUCACACCCAUAGCUCUCCAUACCAUCGAGUGGCGUUUCUACUUUGUCUUCAUCGGAGUUCUCACCGUCACCAUCCCCAUUAUCUAUUUCUACUUUCCAGAGACAAAGGGCCAUAUGCUCGAGGAGAUUGCAGAGAUCUUUGACGGGGAGCGUCCGUGUCGCGGGGGUGGGGCCUCCGAACGCAAAUCCUCCUUGGCGAGGCGCAAGGGUGUCGGUGUCAACUUUGAGAGAACUCGCUACGCCUCAACGACUGUCGCUUCGCUAGGAUACCGCAACACGCUCGCGGAGCUGCCGAUGGGAGCCCAUGCCGAUUGA